This is a messenger RNA of Darwinula stevensoni, 3433 nucleotides long. NCBI's taxonomy places the organism in Eukaryota, Metazoa, Arthropoda, Ostracoda, Podocopida, Darwinulidae. The record is from the annotation of a GenBank genome assembly.
UGCAAACUUCUGCAGGCAAUACAAUUGGGGCAUGGAGAAGUCGGCGAUUCCGUGACAGCUCCGCCAGUGGCAAGAUGGCAGCCUCCUGGUUUCCCUUGCCUCUCAAGUUUCUCCUCUUUUCUCCCCCGAAUCUCGAUGUGGGGCUAGUCAAAUGUGAAACCAUCUUACCUUCCAGCGCUUGACUUCAGGAUAUUUUUUGUAAUGGAUGAUUACAAAGUCUUCCAUGAUUGCAUCCACGGUCUCAUGACCAUCCACUCUCUGUGUGCCCGAAUCAUCGACACUCCAGAAUUCCAAAGGUUGAGAAACCUAAAGCAGACUGGGUUCUGCUACUGGGUGUUUCCUGGAGCAUGUCACAACAGAUUCGAGCACAGCCUUGGAACUGGCUUCUUGGCACGUAAGAUGACUGAGGAGCUGAAGAGGCACCAGCCAGAUCUCCCCCUCACAUCAGAAGAUCUCCUGUGCGUAGAGAUUGCUGGGCUUUGUCACGAUCUGGGACAUGGUCCAUUCUCUCACACUUGGGAGAGAUUUGUUCAAGCUACUGGAAUAUCUUGGCAGCAUGAAGACAUGAGUACAAAGUUGUUGCAAUACAUCAUUGACAAGUAUUCCUUGAAGGGAGAAUUCCUCCAGUUUGGUCUAAGUGAGGUCCACAUCUCCUUCAUCAAGUGUCUCAUUAAUGGGAACAAGAUGACUGAUAAGGGAAUUCAUCCAUUUUGGAAUCAGAAGGGCUUCCUUUGGGAUAUUGUUGCCAACAAGAGGAAUGGGAUAGAUGUGGACAAGUGUGAUUACUUUCUUCGAGAUUCAUAUCACCUGGGUAUCAAGAACACAUUCAACCAUGAACGGAUGAUGAAAUUUGCACGUGCCUUGUUUAUUCCUGGUCAAGGUUGGCAGAUAUGUUUCAGAGAGAAAGAGGCCAACAACCUUCAAGACAUGUUUUACCAAAGAGCUCAAUUACAUAGAAGGGCAUAUCAGCACAAAGUGAACUGUAUCCUAGAAUGCAUGUUCAUAGAUGCUAUGCUGAAGGCAAAUGACUCAUUCACACUAUUUGAUCUCUCAGGGUUACCCAGUUUUGUGAGUGAUGAGCACUACUGUCUCAGGGGCAUUGUGGUAGAUUUUGGGAUGAAGCAAGAAAACCCUCUGCAGAGUGUUCACUUCUAUGUGAAACAUUCCCCUGAAAAGCCUUUUCAUCUCCCGAAUGAGAGCUUGUUUCUUGGUCCGAAGCGGUUUCUGGAGGAGAAAGUUCUGCUUCUAUCCCGCACUGAAGACCCAGAGAUCAUCGCUGCCCUUCAGGCUUCUUUUUGCCAAACUAUUGGGUCUCUUGGCCUGAUUGGAGGCUAUUGCUCCAUCAAUGGAGCAGAGCAUUGACUAAUUGCAUUGAUCAGUUAAUCCAACCCAGCCAAUUAAGUUUUCAGCAAAAGGAGGAACUUGGAUUGGGUCAUACUCAGGAAAGCUUACAUAAGCCUUAGUGCUGAUUCUGAUGCUGCUGCACCAGUACUAUUUUCAUGGGCGACAAAUAAUUUAUUUGUUUUUGUCCUUUUAUGUCUGCACAACAAGCAUCUGACUGGUUUUUGUCAAUUCCGUCCUAAUUGGAAAGCUUAUAAGAGCACUUGCUCUAUGAGAUCUCAGCUAUUGCAAUGGGAGUAUUGGUGGGCCUGUUAUAAAAUAUCUUUAUUGACUGUGCAACUGAAGAAAGUUGCUACAAUAUUUUGAAUAAAUCAGAGGGGUGCCUCCAUUUCCAUUUUCCUUGAGGCUUUUGUAGAGUAGGAAUCUGCUACUUCUGGUAGUUAUAGGAGGUUGUGUUGUCCAUUUCAACUAUGUACAAUUUAUAAUCUCCAGGGGGUGAGGGGGAAAAAUUGUGGCUUAACUCUUUCUUCAGAAGUUUUCAUUUUUUCAUUUUUUUUCAGGGGAAAGAUUGUUGGAAAUUCGAAGAAAAGUGACAACCAUAACACUGAAGGGCACUUCAGUGUCUAGCAACUAAGAUAGAACUCCUAAUUAAAUUCAUACUAUGUUAGCCUAUUGGACAAUUCCAUCUCAAGUAUAUGGCAGCAUUGUUGCAGAGAUUACCAAGUUAUGUGAGAUUGACAAUGGAUUGAAGCAGCAUUUCCUUUGUUGGUUGGGUAUCAAGGUAUGAAAUUUCUCAAUUUCUGAAUCUCAUGGUUUAGUGCAACUUGAAGGUCUGGUCUAUGGAAGGAGAGGGAGUAAGCACAGUAAAAAGAUUAACUAUUCCUUUUUGAAGUGAAUAGUCCUGUAUUAUUUGACACUUGUUGACUUGUUAUUGGUCCCGGUGUGAAAUUCCAAAGCCCUUGAAGUUUUUCAUAAUUAUUUUUUGUGAUAGCACCUGAGGAGUGUACUUGGUCAUCUGUCUAGUCUGGAGUUUCACCCCUGUGACGUGGCAUAUUGAUAUAGAUCCCAUUCAGAUCACAUAAGAUAGUGUGUUUUUGUUUAAUUGUUUAUCAUAUGAUUGAAACAGAGUAAGUUCUGUUAGAUGGAGUGGAAGGCAUAAGGGAUCACUUCUAAAUUCAGUAUAAGUUCAUUGGCCUUGACAUUUCCAAUGAAGCUAUAUCAUUUGGCAUAUACUGUAGCAAAUUGAGAUUUUUGCUAUUUAAAGAUAACAUUUCCCUCUACUGUAUACAUGAAUAUUCAUGGAACUAAUGUGGAACUGGUGAAUGACUGAAAAAAUGUUAAUGGUGUGCAUUCUUUGUGAAUGGACUUAGGAAUUUGCAUACUGCCCAAAGGCUUUACAAUUAAGUUGUUUAUCUGGGGGCUUCAGAAUGCAUCAAGCUUUCCAUUCUGUCCUCCACUUUGGUUUUCAAUGAUGGCAGUGAAUCCCUCAUCCGCAUUACCAAAAAAAUUGUUGGGAGAAUGUCGGAUCACAUUCACUGAGAUCAUACAUCCAUAUAGCAGAUGUUGGGCUCACCAAGUAUUGAGUGUUGUUUUCCUCCAUCCCCCCCCUUGCAGAAAGACAAAUUUCAAAUGGCAAGCUUGCAUUAUUACAUGCAAAAACUCUGACAUCUGGUCCACAGGCACUUGCUGUGGAAGGGGAAAGAAAUUAUGUUCUACUAAUUUCCAAAUGGAAUAAAGCAAAGAGAGAUGUGGCAGAAUAAGAGGAUUUUGUUUUUUGUUUGGACAGUUUUGUAUUCACUUUAUUCAUUUACCAGAUUCUAUCCUCAUUGCAUAGACAAAGUUUGGAAGUUGUGAUCCCAGUGAAGCUUUUGUGUCGAUUUGGUGAACUCUGUCCCUUGGUUAUUAAGGCAUUGUGACAACCCUUGAGAAGCAGGUUGCUACACCAUGAUUACCACAUGAAUCUCAUCAGAAGUCACAGUUACCAUUGCGAUGUGAUCUUUGAGCUCUUUUUUUUUUGGAUUUCUGUUCUUCGAAUCUGUCAUCCUUUUUUUUGCUCAUGAUGUGCAAGAGCUGUAUUGGUUGUGUUCAGGGG